GUCAGUGAUGUUAGACAGAGCUGAAAACCUUCUUCAUGACCACUAUGGAGGGAAAGAUUACUGGAAUACCCGCCGGAGCAUGGUGUUUGCUCAGCACCUCCGCCUGGUGGGAGACCAGUUCAGAAACAAGUACCUCCAGUCCACGGAUGAGGCAGACAGGACUCCUUACAAAGAGGACUGGACACAGAUGAAGGUUAAGAUGGGCACAGCUCUGGGGGGUCCAUACCUUGGGGUUCAUCUCAGAAGGAAAGACUUCGUCUGGGGUCACAGAGAAGAUGUCCCUUCCCUGCAAGGAGCAGUAAAGAAAAUCCGCAGCCUCCUGGAGAUCCAUAAACUUGACAAAGCCUUUGUAGCCACUGAUGCUGUUGAGGAGGAGAUUGAAUUGCUGAAGAAACUGCUGCCAGAGAUGGUGAGGUUUGAGCCCUCUUGGGAGGAGCUGGAACUCUACAAAGAUGGGGGCUUGGCUGUUAUUGACCAGUGGAUCUGUGCACAUGCAAGGUAUUUUAUAGGCACCUCAGUUUCAACGUUUUCCUUCCGGAUUCACGAGGAAAGGGAGAUCUUGGGGUUUGAUCCUAAAACAACUUACAACCGAUUUUGUGGUGAAAAAGAGAAGAACUGUGAGCAGCCAACUCACUGGAAAAUUGUGUACUAA
Molecule: messenger RNA, 652 nt
Organism: Chaetura pelagica (chimney swift)
Lineage: Eukaryota; Metazoa; Chordata; Aves; Apodiformes; Apodidae
Product: GDP-fucose protein O-fucosyltransferase 2-like
Exons: 5
Biological process (GO): protein O-linked glycosylation via fucose
Molecular function (GO): peptide-O-fucosyltransferase activity
Source: RefSeq, a predicted model, not a curated record